This is a messenger RNA of Manihot esculenta (cassava), 1566 nucleotides long. RefSeq names its product cytochrome P450 CYP82D47-like. The record is from RefSeq and is a predicted model, not a curated record. Gene Ontology annotation, molecular function: monooxygenase activity; iron ion binding; oxidoreductase activity, acting on paired donors, with incorporation or reduction of molecular oxygen. Gene Ontology annotation, biological process: defense response to other organism. The transcript has 3 exons. The coding region runs from base 1 to 1566 and encodes 521 amino acids. NCBI's taxonomy places the organism in Eukaryota, Viridiplantae, Streptophyta, Magnoliopsida, Malpighiales, Euphorbiaceae.
AUGGAGUUCUCUUCAAAUUUUAUAGCCAUUCUAGGAGUUGUAGCUCUACUCCUACUUUAUAACCAAUGGAGGGCAAAAAAAUAUAGCAGCAAGGGGCGCUCUUUACCCCCACAAGUGCCUGGUGCCCUACCAAUUAUAGGUCACCUUCAUCAGCUUGGUGCCCGGAAACCAUUUGCCCGAAUAUUAGGUGACAUAGCUGAUAAAAAUGGCCCUAUCUUCUCCAUCAUGAUGGGGAUGCGCCGCACAGUGGUGAUCAGCAAUCAACAUAUAAUGAAAGAGUUCUACACCACAAAAGACAAGUUCUUAUCAUCACGCCCACUAUCAAGCCAAUCAAAGUACCUAGCCUACAACCAUGCAUCCUUUGGUUUCACGCCUUACACUUCCUAUUGGCGCGAUGUACGUAAACUCACCAUCGUGGAGGUCCUCACCCCCCAGAGGCUCAAGUUGCUCCAGGAUGUUCUUCGAACAUCUGAAGUAAGUCAUGUGGUCAUGGCUUUAUUCAAGCAGUUCAAGGAAAAUAAGGACAAGCCAAUCAAGGUUGACAUGAGUGAAUUGUUUGAACAUUUGGUGCUGAAUAUAAUUACAAGAACGGUGGCCGGGAAGCGAUACUUCGAAGGUGACAAUAAUGGACAUGAUGAAAAGGGACGUCCUAUUGGAAAAGUCAUGAGAGAUUUCAUGUACUUUGCUGGUGCUUUUGUUCCUUCGGACAUGUUUCCAUUUCUAGGAUGGACUGAGUUUUUGGGGCCUGUGAAAUCUAUGAAAAAGAUCCUGAAAGAAAUGGAUUCCAUCAUUGAAGCUUGGGUUCGAGAACAUGAGUUGAAAAGGCUCAAUGGUGAGGUGGAGACCAACCAUGAUUUCAUAGAUGUUUUGCUCACUGCAAUGAAGGACGACGCCAUCUACGGCAAUUCUCGUGAAACAGUUAUUAAAGCAACAAUAUUGACUCUUAUUGUUGGUGGCUCCGAUACAACAAUUCUCACCAUGACAUGGAUGUUGGCCAAUCUGUUGAAUAACAGGCGAGAAUUGCAGCUUGCUCAAGAGGAAAUAGAUCAGAAAAUUGGGAGAGACAGACCCGUCGAAGAAUCCGACGUCGAAAACUUAGUGUACCUCAAAGCAAUCAUGAAAGAAACACUAAGAUUAUACCCAGCAGGGCCCCUGGCAUUUCCUCGCGAGGCAAUGGAAGACUGCACCCUUUUCGGAUACCACAUUCCAAAGGGUACUCGUCUUUUGACGAACUUGUGGAAAUUGCAUCACGAUGGGAAUGUAUGGCCAAAUCCUGAUGAGUUUAAGCCAGACAGAUUUCUGACAACCCACGCAGACGUUGAUGUUCUGGGUCAGAAUUUCGAGCUCGUACCAUUUGGUUCUGGAAGAAGGUCGUGUCCGGGCCUUAACUUUGCUAUGCAGGUGAUACAACUGGGAAUGGCGAGGCUGCUUCAGGGAUUUAACUUCACAACACCAAACAAUGAGCCUGUGGAUAUGACUGAGAGCUUAACCUUAACCUUAGCUAAGGAAACUCCUCUGGAAGUUAUAGUCACCCCGCGGCUCGCUCCUGAGUUUUAUCAAUAUUAA